AUGGGUCAGAUUCUGUCGACUCUCUCGGGCGGCGGCGGCGGCCAAGUCAUCGAAACCGACGUUGCCGAAGCUCGCAAGGCUGUCGAGAAGCAGCUCGCCGACAAGGAGGCCGAGAUCGCGUCUCUUGAGGAGAAGCUCGCCGACAAGGACAAGGAGCUGGCUGCGUCCAGAGUGGAAUUGACAAACCUCGCUGACGAGGCUCAGGCUCUCCGGGCCAAGAUCGAUGACCUCAACAAGAACAACCAAGAACAGCUCGCCAAGCUUCAAGCCGAGCUCCAGCAGAAGAGCGACGAGGCCGAAAAGCAGAGUAUCCUCGCGGCUGCUAAUGCCGCCAGCGUGAAGGAGCUCGAGGCUGUAAAGGCCCAGCUCGCCGAGGCCGAGGCAAAGCUCAAGUCGCAAGAGGAAAGUAAUGCGACGCUUUCCGAAGAGAUCCUCUCCGUCAAGGCACAGCUCGAACAAGCGAGCAGUGAGCAGGGUUCCAUCGUUACUUCCCUGAAGGAAGAGCUGGAGUCUGUCAAGAAGCAAUUGGAUACAUCAACCGAGAAGGGCCAGGCUGCCGAGGCCAGGCUCGCCAAGCUCGCUGAGGAGCUGGCUACUGCCGGAGAGGAGCUUUCGAAGCGGCAGGGGGCCCUCUCUUCGUCCCAAGAGCAACUGAAGACUCUCCAACAGACCCACGAUGACCUUCAGAAGAGCUCGGACGAGAGCACUGCAUCUGCAAAAGCUGAGCUUGCCGAAGCCCAGAAAAAGAUUACGGAGCUGGAGUCAGCGCAUGAUGCUCUCAAGUCGACCGCCAAGGAGGACUUGGGUGCUGCCCAGCAGGAUCUCACGAAGGCCAAGGAAGAGCUUGCCGCCUUGCAGAAGAAACACGACACUCUCGUCAAGUCGUCUGAGGACGGUGCCUCUUCGUCUCAGAAGGAGCUUGUGGAUGCUCAAGAGAAGCACGAAAAGCUUCAGGAAUCCUACGACGCCCUGAAGCAGGACCUCGAGAGCCAAUUGACGUCGCUAAAGAACGAGCUCGAGUCUGCCAAGAACAACGAGACUGAGCUUCAGGCGGCCCACGACAAGCUCAAGCAGGAGCACGAAAGCAAUGUUUCAUCGGCUAGCAAGGAUGUUGCCGAGUUGAAGACCAAACAUGCAAGUCUUCAGGAGGCGCACGACAAGCUUGCAGCUGAGAUUGAGACUGCCAGGAAGGAUGCUACCACUGCCGCGCAGGACAAAGAGGCUCUGCAGAAGAAGUAUGAGGCAGAGCUGGCCAAGGCUCAGUCAGAGCUUGAGAAGUCUGUCCAGGACCUGGCCGCAGCCAAGGAGGCUCAGUCUAAGCUGCAGACCGAGUCUGGCGCAGUAGCCGACAAAUCGAAGGCAGAGAUCUCAGCACUGGAGGAGAAAGUUAAGGCCGCUGAAAACGAGAUAAAGCAAGCUAAAGCUGACCUCGAAGUUGCUUCGAAGAAGAGUGCCUCAGAGCUCGCCGCUGCGGAGGAGAAGAACCAGGCAGCAAAGACGGCCCAGGAGCAGCUGCAGACAGAACUCAAGACGGCCCAAGACGAGAAGAAUAAGCUUGAAAAAGACCUUGCCGCAGCGGGAGAGGCCCAUGCAAAGGUCAAGGCUGACCUGGACGCCGCAGUGGCGAAGACCGAGACCGAGGUCGCAGCAGCACAGGACAAGGCUAAGGCAGCUGCUGAGGAGUGCAAGAAGCUCCAGAAGGACCUUGCCGCCGCGGUCGAAGCCCAGACAAAAGCAGAGGCGGCUAGGGAUCAGUCGUCCAAGGAAGCCGCCGCUGCUCAGGAAAAGGUAGAUGCUACUGAGAAGCAGAGCCUCGCCCUGCAGAAGCAGUCGGACGAGCAAGCUGCGAAACUGACUGAGCUUGAAGCUCAAGUGUCCAAGGGUGCCGAUGGCCUCAAAUCUGCUGAGAGCUCGAACAAGUCUCUGCAGGACAAGAUUUCGACGCUUGAGUCGGAGAAGACGGCCGCCGAGUCUUCGAAGUCUGAUGCUGAGGCCAAACUCAAGGAGGCUCUCGCGAACAUUGAGCGUCUCGAGGCCGAGAAGAAGUCGGCGGUCGAGCAAGCAGAUGUUUUUAAGAAAGAGCUCGCUGCUGAGAAGGCUAAGAAGGACGCUGUCGCCCCUGCUGCUGAGGAGUCGAAGCCGCCAAUCGUCGAGGAAGCGACUGCUGUUGAGGCUGCGGCUUGA
Molecule: messenger RNA, 2184 nt
Organism: Microdochium trichocladiopsis
Lineage: Eukaryota; Fungi; Ascomycota; Sordariomycetes; Xylariales; Microdochiaceae
Exons: 2
Coding region: 1-2184 (727 amino acids)
Source: RefSeq, a predicted model, not a curated record